This is a messenger RNA of Owenia fusiformis, 665 nucleotides long. Lineage: Eukaryota; Metazoa; Annelida; Polychaeta; Sabellida; Oweniidae. The record is from the annotation of a GenBank genome assembly.
UUUGACCAAAUCAGGCAUAAUGGCAAUCAGAUAUGACCUGGCUGUAGGCCUUGAGAAAGGUCACAAAACAACUAAGAAUGUCCGCAAGCCAAGACCAUCAAGGAGAAAGGGAAAACUCAACAAACAUGUGAAGUUCAUCCGUGACAUUGUGAGGGAAAUUACAGGCUUUGCUCCAUACGAGAGGAGAACUAUGGAGUUGUUGAAAAUCUCUAAGGACAAACGGGCACUCAAGUUUUGCAAAAAGAGGUUGGGAACACACAUCAGAGGCAAACGAAAGAGGGAAGAAAUGAAUGCUACCCUACAAGCUAUGAGAAAGGCCCAAGCCUCAAAACAUUAAUGGACAUUUCUAAUAUUAUUGUAAAACUAAAAACUGCAAAAAUAAAGCUCGAAAAAGUGAAUUAUCUGAAUUUGUGAAUUAUAUUCCUCUGAAGCAAGUAUCUCAAAACCAAAUCACUCCAUUGCUGAAUGAAGUUUGUGUCAUUAAGUCAGGGCUACUAACUUAAUCCAGUUCCCCCGUACUUUGGUUGUUAAAAUCAAUUUAUGUAUGUUAAAAGAGGUCACUUUUUAAGGUAAGGGUGCACUUUGGAAUUUUUUUGCAAUUUUGAAAAGUAAACUAUUGAAUAUUCUAGUUAUCAAACAUUCUGAAGAAUUAAUUAUCAACCCUC